Lasiosphaeria miniovina is the source of this 703-nucleotide messenger RNA. RefSeq lists its product as uncharacterized. The record is from RefSeq and is a predicted model, not a curated record. The transcript is spliced from 3 exons. NCBI's taxonomy places the organism in Eukaryota, Fungi, Ascomycota, Sordariomycetes, Sordariales, Lasiosphaeriaceae. The coding region runs from base 12 to 686 and encodes 224 amino acids.
AACGCUUCGCCAUGACUGGGCAAAAGAAACGAUACCGAAAGUUCCGUUUUCGCCACUACAAUGCCAAUUCCCGAAUCUUGAUUAUCACAAUCCCAACCGAUCUACAUGAGGCCCUUCACCUAGGACUUUAUAGGCGGUAUUUUACCCAGCUUGUCCGGAAUGGCACGGAGGAAAGUUGGAAAGAUAUUGGGUCAGCUACAUUUCGAGCAGAACAAGGUCAUCCUGGAGGAGAUGGCGGAGAAGGCGAUUCGACAGGCGGUCCAUGGCCGGAACGUGCAGGAGCAGGUAAUUGGCCAACACUAGUCAUUAAAUCUAGAUAUUUCGAACCAUUACCCGAGCUUCACAAGGAUAUGCGGUGGUGGUUUCAGGCAUCAAACCACGAGGUCAAGAUUGUCAUUCUGGCGAAAUUUGACGACCAGCAACACCACAUUUUGCUAGAGAAAUGGGAGGAAGAAAUCUCGAGUCCACAAGGAGCGAUCACGCGGAGUCGGGCUGCUACUAUGUCGCAGCAGAAUGGUGUUCUCAACCCAGUAAAACGGCAGUCAAUCACCAUCACCCGCGUACUAGGAUUUCGACUUCUUUUUCUUCGCAAUCCAGGCCCGCAAGAGGGAGAUUUUGUACUUGGCAUUCAGAGCCUACAGCUAUAUACAGAGAAGGUCUGGGCUGAGCUGCCGAGAUCAGACUAGCCAACCAGAAAUCAGUA